AUGAGUACCAAUAAUAGUCAAAUUGGUAAUACACCAGCAGAGUCAAUCAUUAACAACACUGAUAAUGAAGCCAACAUCGAUCAACUAUUAUCUGUCGAAAUUGUGAUUACAAGCCAGUCAUCAAUACAACUCAAUAUGACGAAUAUGAUUCCGAGUCAAACUCCAAUUAUUCCUAAUCCAACGCCAAAUAUACCUAAUCUUCAGGAAGAUGAAUUUCGAAGAAGAACACGCGAAGCUCGACGGAGACGUCGUCAACGACGGUCUGAACGACGACGACAGCAGCGAGCAACACGACGACAGCAAAACAAUCAACAACGGCGACGCCGACGACGACAAAGUACAGAACAACAAUAUGAGCAGCGGUCACCCUACGUAUAUCAAAGUCGAUGGGAACGACUAGAAUCACGAGAACGUUACUAUGAUAUGUGGGGAAGCGAUUCAUUCGAAGACUUCAUGGAUGCAAUAUUCAUCGAGCCAUUGUUAGAACAAUAUGACUUAGAAACCAUGGAUCCAAGACAACGUCGAGACCAAGAACAUAUAAAUGUAUUGGAAGGGAUGGCAGCUUUAGAACAAUUGGCCUUGAUACAAGAUGAACUUGAACAAUCAAAACAGAUCAACGAAGUCGAACAAUGGCAAGACGAAAAACAAAAGCAAAUGCACGCACUCACAAUUUGCGAACAAAAACAAUUAAACGAUUUUGAAAGAAUUCCAGGACCAGAACAAGAUGAACUAUUACAGGACCAGAUGGAACAAUUGCAACAAAUCGCUACAGUCGAAAAAUGGCAAGAAGAAAUACUGCAGCGCAUAGACUUAAUCGAUCAAAUUGAACAAGAACAAUUGUACCAAUUCGAAAGGACUCCUACACCACCUCCAUAUGAUAACAGAUGGGAUCAAAAAUACCACCACUAA
Messenger RNA from Rotaria sp. Silwood2, 909 nucleotides. The record is from the annotation of a GenBank genome assembly. Lineage: Eukaryota; Metazoa; Rotifera; Eurotatoria; Philodinida; Philodinidae.